AUGUGUCGGUCUUUUGCUCGUCUCCUGCAGGGUCUGUCUUUCCAUGUCAAUUCCUUGGAAGCUAGCCAACAAGGUCGACAUACGUCAUUGAGCAUCCCUGAAUCCGUUCCUGUGGCGAGAACCUCGCUCGCCCCAAUCCACAAUGCCUAUCAUGCUGCUCACUGCGCCCUGCAUUUCUCAAUCCUCUCCCGAAAAGGCCGUACGCAUCCCCUAAAAACAUCGAGAUCUGCCUCAUCGCGUGCAUAUUCGCAGCAUCUUGGCCCAGAAUCAAGAUAUUUGGAUCCACAAGCUAUGGUUACUGCAACUGAGACAUCUGGGCUAGAGGCGAAGCCGGCGGAUGUCCUCAAUGGCGACAUACCUUUGGCUGCGGGUCAGGCAGAGGCCUCACUGGAUCCAGAAUCAGAUGAAGACGUCCCCAUUGAUGCGGAAGAGCUAAAAGAGGCGCUUGGCCGGCCGCCUCCGGUGAACAGCAGCUACCUUCCCCUUCCCUGGAAAGGCCGAUUAGGAUAUGCUUGUCUGAAUACCUACCUCCGCUAUUCAACACCCUCCGUAUUCUGUUCUCGGACCUGUCGAAUCGCCUCUAUACUCGAAAAUCGACAUCCACUCCAAAAUCCCGACCAACCCGCACACACGGUCAAGAAUCGUCCAGACCGCAACCAACCUUCCGAAGUUGCACGCGGGCAAGCCUUCGUCGAGGGGCUCGCCUUGGCGAAUGUACGCGAUUUGGCCAAAAUCAUUCGUUGGAACGAUAGGUAUGGCAUCAAGUUCAUGCGAAUCAGCAGUGAGAUGUUCCCAUUUGCCAGUCACAAGGAAUAUGGCUAUAAGCUGGCGCCAUUUGCCUCGGAGGCGCUAGCAGACGUAGGACGUGUCGUUGCGGAACUCGGACACCGGGUGUCGGUGCACCCUGGUCAAUUCACUCAAUUUGGAUCACCAAGGAAAGAAGUGGUCGAGAAUUCUAUUCGUGACCUCGAAUAUCACUCGGAGAUGCUUCAGCUACUCAAGCUUCCUCCACAACAGGACCGUGAUGCCGUCAUGAUCCUACACAUGGGUGGAGUAUUUGGUGAUAAGGCUGCUACACUGGACCGGUUCCGAGAGAACUACGCCGCGUUGUCACAGGACAUCAAAAAUCGGCUGGUUCUGGAGAAUGAUGACGUUAGCUGGUCUGUUCAUGAUCUAUUGCCCAUUUGCGAGGAGCUCAACAUUCCUCUUGUCCUCGACUAUCACCACCAUAAUAUCAUUUUUGACGCCAGCGAGGUCCGCGAAGGCACCGAGGACAUCAUACCACUCUACGAUCGUAUAUCAGCAACAUGGUCUCGGAAGAAUAUCACCCAGAAGAUGCAUUAUUCCGAACAAACUAGCGGCGCCAUCACACCACGCCAACGGCGAAAACACAGUGACCGCGUCACUACCUUGCCCCCUUGUGCGCCUACCAUGGACCUUAUGAUUGAGGCCAAGGACAAAGAACAAGCCGUCUUUGAGUUGAUGAGAAACUUCAAACUACCCGGUUACAAUCUUGUGAACGAUAUAAUACCCUUUAUGCGGCCUGACGAAAACCAACCACACAAACCACCUAAAAAGUCCAAGAAAAAUGGGGCCUUUGUGGACCUAGAAGGCUCAAUGCCACCGCCGCGCACCAUCCCAGACGAAGAAGUCGGAAUGGGUGGACCGGAUGGCAGAGUCUACUGGCCCGAGGGCAUGGAAGAAUGGCUCCGACCGGCCAAAAAAAUUGUGAAGCCCAAAGCCACACCAAGCCCUAAGAAAGGCGCCCCCAAAAAGGCUAAGAUUGAGCCCAUUGCAGACGAUGUUCCCCAAGAUAUACCCAUCAAAAUUGAAACACCAGUCAAAAAGCCCGCGAGACGGAUGCGUCCGUCGACCAAGGCUCGCAACAAGCGGAAGGCUUCAGAGAUUGAAUCUACCCCAGAGCCUGAAGAGGUUGAAGUGACUGAAAAUACAGGAGAGACUGAAGAGGCAUCGGCGGAAUUGGACAAUGCUCCAGCUUCUAUAUCACCUUCUCGACGAAGUUCACGCGCGAAGAAAGUGAACUACGCCGAGGACAGUGCAUGA
Molecule: messenger RNA, 2064 nt
Organism: Penicillium coprophilum
Lineage: Eukaryota; Fungi; Ascomycota; Eurotiomycetes; Eurotiales; Aspergillaceae
Product: UV-endonuclease UVE-1
Exons: 2
Coding region: 1-2064 (687 amino acids)
Biological process (GO): mitochondrial DNA repair; nucleotide-excision repair; response to UV
Cellular component (GO): mitochondrion; nucleus
Molecular function (GO): endonuclease activity
Source: RefSeq, a predicted model, not a curated record